This is a messenger RNA of Cylicocyclus nassatus, 1002 nucleotides long. NCBI's taxonomy places the organism in Eukaryota, Metazoa, Nematoda, Chromadorea, Rhabditida, Strongylidae. The record is from the annotation of a GenBank genome assembly.
AUGUCGAAGGAACGUGGACUCGUCGAAUUGGGAUGGAAAUGUCUGGUGCUUGGGAGUCAACAACCGCAGGAGUUCAACAACGGGAAAUGGGUAUCGGAGUCAAAUGAAGAAUUUCCUAUUGACAUUGUACUUGGAAUGGACAAAAUAUCACAAAUAUAUAAGGUCAUCAUCGAAACUGACGAGCAAUAUACACCUUCGAAAGUGGAAGUAUGCAUAGGAAUUGGCGAUGACGCUCUUGAAAGAAGCUACAAAAAUGCACGGAUGGCGGAAUUCAGUGAAAUUGUGGAAAUGGAGUUUGAUGGCAGUCAGAGGAUUGCCAAUAGGAUGGAAUUGAGGAACGCAUUUGAAAGCUUUCCCGGACAGUACAUGUGGUUGAUGGUGCAUGAACCGGACACAACCUUUUCGAAUAGGUAUAAAAGGGUGGGAUUCAAGAAAGUGACCAUACUCGGCUAUCCGCUAUCAGACGCUGAAAUUGCCGAGCUUAACUCAAAAAUCAAGAACGGAAACGUAAAUGGAAGAUUGAAUUCCAGAGGCUCAUCUCGUGCGUCUUCGAGGCCAUCUUCAAAGAGCAGACGCCCGGCUUCAUCGCAAAAAGAUAAACAGGAAAAGGCCAGAUAUCCUCCGGAAGGACGGUAUAGCUAUAGUGGAGAUGGAAUGCAUAUGAACAGCGAAGGACUUGGAGGAGAUCCAUUGUCAACUGUACGUCUAGUGAAGAAAGUGCUCAAAGAUAAAAUGGAAAAAGCAAAUCAGGAGGAGAGGGAAGUGGAGGCGACGGUAUGUUUGAGGGGCAUACAACGAUUAAAGGAGCAUGAGAAAAUGCUUGAAGAACUUUCACAGAAGCGAAGCAACGCACUUGUGCAUAAUGAAACGGAGCAGGCUGAGAGGAUUUUAUUGUCUAUGAAGGACUGCCGUGAUACUGUAUUGCGAUCCGUUCAUGUGGAUUUGCUGCUAGGACGCGAUGAGUUGCGAGCCAUCGGAAUCGAUUCUCAAUGGGCAGAAUGA